AUGGGUAAAAGAGGUUUUGUGGGCUGUUUGUUCUCUAUGAUCUAUGGCUUCUUCGUCUUAAGCUUUGGUACCACCUCAAAGGCUCAAAUGGUUCCUGCUGUGUACGUGUUUGGAGACUCACUUGUGGACGUUGGCAACAACAAUUACCUCACUCUUUCCAUUGUAAAGGCAAAUCAUCGUCACUAUGGCAUUGAUUUUCCUACCCACAAACCAACUGGGAGAUUUAGCAACGGCAAGAAUGCUGCAGAUUUCAUUGCUGAGAAAUUGGGUUUGGCAACUUCGCCACCUUUCUUCUUUCUAACAUCAAAGGCCAACAAAAACAAUGCAUCCUUCAUGGAUGGUGUUAGCUUUGCGUCCGCAGGUGCUGGGAUAUUUGACGGUUCUGACGAACGUUAUAGACAAUCAAUACCGUUGACAAAACAAGUGGAGUACUAUACAAUUGUGCAUGAGAAGAUGACAGGAGAAGUAGGAGCAGCUGUUCUACAAAAACAUCUCUCAAAAUCAAUUUUCGUUGUGGUGAUUGGCAGCAACGACCUCUUUGGAUACUUUGAGUCAUCGGAUCUUCGUAAGAAAAGAACCCCGCAGGAAUAUGUGGAUUCCAUGGCUUUCUCACUCAAAGUGCAGCUACAGAGAUUAUACGACCAUGGUGCACGUAAAUUUGGGAUAGCGGGAGUUGGGGCACUUGGAUGCUGCCCUGAAUUCAGGCUGAAGAAUAAAACAGAAUGCGUUGCUGAAGUCAAUUACUGGUCUGUAAAAUAUAAUGAAGGCCUUCAAUGGAUGUUGAAGGAAUGGCAAUCAGAGAAUGGAGGAAUAAUCUACUCCUACUUUCAUACUUUCACUGCCAUCCACGAUCUCAUUCAGACUCCACUUUCCUAUGGAUUUAGUGAGGUAAAAGCUGCUUGUUGUGGACUGGGCGAGCUGAAUGCCAGGGCUCCCUGCCUGCCGUUGUCAAACCUUUGUCCUAAUAGACAAGAUCACAUAUUCUUUGAUCAAUUCCAUCCUACGGAGGCAGCUUCUCGUAUAUUUGUUAAUAGACUUUUCGAUGGUACUUCAAGCUACGCAUUUCCCAUUAAUAUGAGACAACUAGUAGCUGCUUGA
Messenger RNA from Sphenostylis stenocarpa, 1098 nucleotides. NCBI's taxonomy places the organism in Eukaryota, Viridiplantae, Streptophyta, Magnoliopsida, Fabales, Fabaceae. The record is from the annotation of a GenBank genome assembly.